Topomyia yanbarensis is the source of this 10291-nucleotide messenger RNA. It is a transcript of the gene Ppn, whose product is annotated as papilin. The record is from RefSeq and is a predicted model, not a curated record. Bases 1311 to 9197 code for a protein of 2628 amino acids. Gene Ontology annotation, cellular component: extracellular matrix; extracellular region. NCBI's taxonomy places the organism in Eukaryota, Metazoa, Arthropoda, Insecta, Diptera, Culicidae. The transcript has 19 exons. Gene Ontology annotation, molecular function: metalloendopeptidase activity; serine-type endopeptidase inhibitor activity. Gene Ontology annotation, biological process: extracellular matrix organization.
UCACCACCACCGCGUCGCUUCUGUUUUGCGUGCGUGCAUUCUGACGACGACUCUCUCUCACUCCGACGACGACGACGACGCCGUCGUUUGAAUUUGGUCAAAAACUACAAAAAUCUCGGUUGCUUCGGUUGAAUGCAGACGAUAGUGAAGGCAGACGACGGCGACGUUGCGGAUGCGAUAGAGGCCUCCACACACAAGUUGCUUGCUUCGCUGGAGUUGCCAGGCUAACCGCGUGCCGAUGUUCUGCUCUCUUGUGCAUACAGAGACCUCCUCAUCAUCAUCAUCAUCGGCACACACAGCGCUCAUCUUUGGCUGGCUGGCUUUGCUUUUUUUCCUACCAUUUCGCCCCGACCGCCGCCGAUAUGUAUUAAUAACAUAAUAUACACAUCCAUUAUUUAGUUGGACCAUUUAGUUAAUGGUCAGUCAGUCGCUUGCUGUCUGCCGAAAGGAUAGCAACCCAAACCCCCCGGAAUAGAAUAACCAAAAAAAAAAAAUUAACGAGGAACACGGUACGGAACGCAGAUUUAUCCCGGAACUUGGAACCUGCCUCUGGUUAAGCAGUUGUGCGUUUUUUUUUGUAAUUACGAAUAAAACUCAACAAAGUAGUGCCAUCGAAUGGAAAUAGUCUGAACAAGUGCCAUUAAGGAUAACGGAUUCUCGGCGAGAAUCGCCGAUCUACACGGUAAAGGAGAAAGUGUUUUUUUAAGGUUGAUCAAAAACGUAGUGCCUUAACAGAUUAGAUCGUGAUCGUGAUUUUAGAUUGAGAAGAUUUUUUGUUCUGAUUGCCGAGAGAGAGAGAAAAAAAAGGAAAAGUUUGAGUGUGCGCAUGGUCCUUCGAAAAAAAAAAGUGAAGCAAAGGAUCGUCGAUCAAGGAGUGCGGAGGGGUUUAGAGAACCGUUGUCGGAUUCGCCGUAAAUUUUAAAUUACUAUCAUUUGCGAGUGAGGAGAAUUGGAUCGCGAUCAUUUGUGAUAUUUGUGCAAUUUCCUUUUUUGCCAGUGGAGAUAUCCCGCGAGCAGCGUGUGUGUGUGAUUAAGAGAAGUGAUUUUUGCUGAGGGGUGAGCAACCUGUUGCGAAAGGAUAUUUGAACAGUUUGUUGGACAGUUUAGCGGCCAGUCGUCGACGACGGCGGAUGGAGUUCGGCAGAAGAUUAAGAUAAUGCUGUACGAGAACGAGUAAUCCUUGCAACACCCCUGUGAUCUACAGCGCACUGCUUCUAGAGGGACCAACCCUACGGCAUCACAGCAGGCCGAGCCGGAAUCUUGAUUUUAUGGAUGCUUUCGAUAGGCGAUAGCACCUAUUUAGCAGCAAUAUGAGAUAUUUACAAAUUAUAGUAUUUAUAGUAGCGUACCAAAUUAGUUUAUCCUAUUCAAGGCGGUUUGGCAGCCGACACAAACGACAGCAUGGCAGUAAUCUAUAUUUACCAGAGAGUUACAUAAUUCCAAGCGGUGACGCUGAUUCGCCAGAUGACCAAUGGGGACCCUGGAGUUCCCCGUCCGAGUGUUCGCGGACCUGUGGCGGUGGGGUAGCUUACCAGGAACGCGAGUGUCUCAAUCUGAGUCCAGAUGGUCAGACACUGUGUCGAGGAGGAAAUCGAAAGUAUUUCUCCUGCAACAUUCAGGACUGCCCGGAAGGUGAGCUGGACUUCCGCAAGCAGCAGUGUUCCGAGUACAAUGAUGUACCAUUCGAAGGCCACCGCUAUCAGUGGGUACCCUACACAAAGGCUCCGAAUCCGUGUGAGCUAAACUGUAUGCCCAUCGGUGAACGUUUCUACUAUCGUCACAAGGCGAAGGUUACCGACGGAACUCGUUGCAAUGAUGAGUCGUUUGAUCUGUGCGUUGAUGGAACCUGCCAGGCGGUUGGUUGCGACAUGAUGCUUGGAUCGAAUGCAAAAGAGGACAAGUGUCGAACGUGCCAGGGUGAUGGAAGCGGUUGUAAAACAGUCACCGGAUUGCUGGACGCCAGCAAUCUACAGGUUGGCUACAAUGACCUUCUUCUGAUUCCGGCCGGGGCCACCAACAUCGCUAUCAGUGAACGAGGUCCGUCGAACAAUUAUCUAGCGAUUAGGAAUCUGACUGGGUUCUACCAUCUGAACGGCAACUAUCGAAUCGAUUUUCCACGAGCACUCCACUUUGCUGGCAGUGACUGGCACUACGAACGAAGACCGCAAGGAUUCGCCGCUCCUGACAAGUUGACCUGCUUGGGUCCAACAGCUGAAUCCGUUUACCUUGUGCUGCUAUCGCAAGAUCGAAACGUUGGUGUUAGCUACGAAUACAGUGUAGCAUCCAAGUCGGCUCCUGUGGAUGAACCGGACAGCUACUCGUGGACAUACAGCCCCUUCGAUAACUGUAGUGUUGCUUGCGGUGGAGGUGUUCAGUACAGAAAUGUGACUUGUAACAGCCGUACCACAUUGAAGCAGGUCGAAGAGGGUCUGUGUGAUGGUGCUUCCAAACCUACGGAAUCCCAGCGAUGUGCUCAGGAAGCUUGUCCACCUCACUGGAUCGAGGCUGCAUGGGGUAACUGCUCUUUGCCAUGUGGUAGCGAAGGCAAGCAAACGCGAGAUGUGCACUGCGAACGAGUUUCUGCGGAAGGUGUUGCUGAAACCGUUGACGAUACGGUCUGUUUGGAACAGGUUGGCAACAAACCGGCGACGGAACAGGAAUGUAAUCGUGGAACAAUUUGCCCCGAGUGGUACGUUGGAAAGUGGUCUCCUUGUAACAAGCUGUGCGGUGAAGGUGAGCAAACUCGAAAGGUUACUUGCUUCCGGAAAGAAAAUGGACGCAUCACGGUGUUGGACGAUGACGAAUGUGUCACCGAGAAGCCGGUAACGCAACAGUCAUGCAUGCUGCAGCCAUGCGAAGGUGUGGAUUAUAUCACUUCUUCAUGGAGUGGGUGCGAUGAAUGUGGAACAACCGUGGAAACCCGAACCGUACACUGUGCCUCCAAAACCGGAGUCGUCUACGAUAGCAAGUUCUGUGCGAAUCAUGAGCUGCCGGAACUAAAGCGGGAAUGCAAGGCCGCAGCACCCUGCGAGUAUCAAUGGUUCACUUCCCAGUGGAGCAAGUGCUCGGCGGUUUGCGGGAAGGGUGUUCAAACGCGAGCCGUAGUCUGUGGAGUCUUCGACGGGCAGUCGUUGAAGCGAGCGGAUGAUGACUACAAGUGUGAUGCUUCGUUGAGACCGAAACCGGAACGGGAAUGCGACGGACCGGAGGAAUGUCCCGGACAGUGGUUCACCGGACCGUGGACAAGCUGUUCGAAGGAUUGUGGAGGAGGAUUCAAAUCACGAAAGGUACUUUGUAUCGCUAAUGGGACUGUAGUGGCCGAAACAAACUGUAAGGUUGAUACGAUCGAACUGAGUACGGAAUCAUGCAACGGUCAUGACUGUACGGAUGACGAGAUUAUCCCGGUGGAUGUCACUAGUAAACCACUGCAGGAGGAUGAUUACGAUGAAGAAGAGUGGUGUGAUGAAGAGGAAGAAGAGGCGGCUACCGAAUCACCGGAUGGAGUGCUCAUGGUAACAGAUGAUAGUACUUUGGCGGAAGGAGUUGAUUUGGAAUCCUCACAGGGAACAACAGAAGCAUCGUUGGAAACAGACGAAGUGAUGUUAAGCGAUGCGACUGGAUUCGAAACGGGAGCUACCGACGUUGACACGUCUACAGACGUGUCUACGCUGGAAGGAUCCGGCUUUGACAUAGAUGUUCGAGCCGGAGAAUCAGCUUCCUUAGCAACGGAAGUAGAAGGAUCCGGUGAUGAUGAUGUUGAAGUAUUUACAAAGACUAGCGACUCUUUGGCAACCUCAGAUGCGCUAUUUUCUUCAGUGGCACCAACACUGGAAUCGCUAUCGUCUAUCAAAGAAACUGAAUCUUCAUCGGAAUCGUCUUCGUCCGAAGUUACGGAAGCCUCAAGUGUUGAUUCUUCUUCUGCUUCUGAGGCCACUUCAGAAGCCACCGCACAGUCAGCUUCUACAGAAGCCUCGAUGGACGCCUCCAGUGAAGCUAGCAGUAUUGCAGAUUCAACAAUCGAUGCUUCCCCGACCACCCCAGACGCCACUUCCGAAAGUUCACCUUCUGAAACAACGGAAACAACCGAUUCCAGCUCGACUACCGAAUCUUCGUCGCCAACAGACACCUCGGAUAUUGCUGCGUCUUCGGAUUCGUCCACUACCGAAUCUUCUACGGAUUCCUCUCCAAUCUCGUCGACAGAAGCCGAAACAACUGAAUCUUCUACGGACGCCGCAAGUGGUUCGACUAGUAUGGGUGAAUCUACCACGGUAUCAUCGAGCGACAGCUCUACAACCGAUGACGCCUCGACGACAGAUUCUCCCGUCGAAACUUCCGAUUCAACCAUCGCUGUUAGCACGGAAUCGUCCGAAAUUAGUACCGAACUAUCGUCGACAGCGGCUUCCGAUGGAACUCAACCAACAGAACCCACUGAAUCAACUGUUAGCGAAGAAACCGUUUCGACGCAGGAACCAUCAAGCACUGAAUCGCUCUCAACGGUGUCUUCCGUCAGUGAAGCUUCCGAAGCCGCAUCCACCGAGAGUGCCACGGAUGUUAGUGACUCAUCAACCGAUUCCUCGACGGAUGUGGAAUCGAGCACCUUCGACAUUUGGAUACGCGAAGGCGACGAGGAAGAAAGUAGUACUCCAUACACUCUUACUUCUAUCAUUUCCAAGGAACAGAAACCACGAAAGUGCAAACCAAGGCCGAAAACGCCGCAAUGUGCCAAAUCGGAGUUCGGUUGCUGUUUGGAUGGAAACACGAAGGCAACCGGUCCGUUCGACGAGGGAUGUCCGGCGCCGGAGACGUGCAAGGAAACCAAACACGGCUGCUGUCUGGAUGGAGUUUCACCAGCGAAGGGACCCAAAAACAAGGGUUGUCCGAAGUCGGAGUGUGCGGAUUCGUUGUUCGGGUGCUGUCCGGAUAAGGUUACUCCUUCGGAAGGAAAUGAUUUCGAGGGUUGUCCGGUGGAAACGACUACGGUGGCCGGUUGUGUUAUUAGCAAAUACGGCUGCUGCCCAGACGGUGUUAGUGAGGCUAAGGGAGCGAACAAUAAGGGAUGUCCAGGAGUGGAAGAACCCGGGGAGGAUCAGGUGGUUGAGGGAGCUACGGAGGAAAGUGUUCCAUCAGAGGUGGAAGGUUGUGCCGGAACGACUCAUGGAUGUUGUAGCGACAAUGUUACAGCUGCUGCCGGUCCCAACGGGGAAGGAUGUGAACUGUGUGCUAAAGAACCUUUCGGAUGCUGUUCUGAUCGUAAAACCCCAGCGCAUGGACCGAACGGAGAAGGUUGCUGUCUUGAAACACCGUACGGAUGUUGUCCUAAUAAUAUCAAUCCAGCGCGGGGUCCUAAUCUGGAGGGAUGUGGUUGUGAGUAUUCACCUUACGGAUGCUGCCCGGAUAACACAACAUCUGCACGGGGUCACAACAACAAGGGAUGUGGAUGUCAGUACGGGGAACACGGCUGUUGUCCGGAUAAGGAAACGGAAGCUGAAGGACCAAAUUUCGAAGGUUGCCCAUGUCAUGCCUUCCAGUUCGGUUGCUGUCCGGAUGGUGUUACUCCGUCGAAGGGUCCGCACAAUCAUGGCUGUCACUGUUCCUAUAGUGAGUUCAAGUGCUGCUCGGACGGUCAAACUCCGGCUCAGGGUGCCAACUUUGAGGGUUGUACAUGUGCGACUAGUAAAUACGGAUGCUGUCACGAUGGAGUUACCGAAGCCCAGGGAACCAAAUUCGAGGGAUGUGAACUUGUGCCGGAAUCACCGCAGAAAGCUUGCGUUCUUAAGAAAGACAUGGGAACCUGUCAUAACUAUACCGUUAAGUACUUCUUCGAUGUCGAGUACGGAGGUUGCGGACGGUUUUGGUAUGGAGGAUGUGGAGGAAACAAAAAUCGGUUUGAUUCGGCAGAAGAGUGCAAGGAUGUGUGCGAAGCACCGGCAGGGAAGGAUGUUUGUCAGCUGCCGAAGAUUACUGGACCUUGUACCGGGUACUAUCCGAUGUGGUACUACGAUACGGACAGAAAUCAGUGCUCGCAGUUCACGUACGGUGGUUGUCUCGGCAACGCCAACAGGUUCGAAACUAUUGACGAUUGCAAGGCCUCCUGUGUUGUGGAUGAAUCGCUUCCACCAUGUGAUCAAUCGGUGGAGAAUGGACCUUGUAAUGGAACCUUCGAGCGGUGGUACUACGACAAAGAGCGAGAUUCCUGUGAGCGCUUCCACUACGGAGGUUGUAAGGGUAAUAAAAACAACUACGCCACGGAGAGUUCUUGCAACUAUCACUGCAAACAUCCUGGAGUUCACAAGCCGAGCUGCACAUUGCCAAUGGACGCUGGCAGAUGUGAUGGUAAGCUGGCCCGUUGGUACUUUGUCAGAGAUGAUAAUAAAUGCAUGCCCUUCUACUAUACCGGUUGCGGUGGCAAUAAUAAUCAGUAUGUCUCGUUGGAUCAGUGUGAAGAACAGUGUCCACCGAAGGUCGAAAAAGACAUUUGCUUCCUGCCGGCGGAGAUUGGCGAAUGUCAGAACUACACGGCCCACUGGUACUUCGAUACGAAGGAAUCUCGCUGCCGACAGUUCUACUAUGGCGGUUGUGGCGGUAAUGGAAAUAACUUCGCCGACGAGCAGGCCUGUAAUAGUCGAUGUGUCGAGGGAGGAGCGAAGCAGCCAGAAACAUCAGCACCCGUUCAACCAGGCGCUCCGGAGCAACAGCCAGCCGAACGUUUCGAUACACGAUACUGCUUUGUGGAAAUGGAUUCUGGAGAUCGCGAUUGUACCGAGUAUGAGAGGCGCUUUUUCUACGAUCGCAAUUCGGGAACGUGUACGGAGUUCACCUACACCGGCUGCGGUGGUAAUGAGAAUAAUUUUGCCAGCUUUAACGAUUGUGACAAAGCUUGCGGUCGGGCUGAAAAUGCUUGCAAUCUACAGCCGGCCUACGGACGGUGUUCGGAGAAUGAAACACGCUGGUACUACGAUCAACGCAGCCAACGAUGUCACUCGUUCACGUUCAGUGGAUGCGAGGGCAACGCGAAUAACUUCUACUCGGAGCGGGAAUGCGAACAGCAGUGUCGACCGGCCGCUCCAACUCCGGCUCCAGUGGCACCCGCUCCCGGCCCAUCUGCUGGCGUUUGCGAUGAGCCGUACGAUUAUGGCACCGGAAAUGAUCCAACUAUUGUAUACAUCUACAGCAAGGAACGGUCAUCGUGCGAACAGAACUACUACAGCGGAGAAGGUGGCAACGGAAACCGAUUCAGCUCGCAUGAACAGUGUGAGCGACAGUGCGGUCAAUAUCGUGGGGUUGAUGUCUGCGUAGAGGCGAAGGACGUUGGACCAUGCGAAGAAUCGACUCCGAAGUUCUACUACGAUACGCUAACGAAGAGCUGCCAUCCGUUCAACUACAGCGGUUGUGAAGGCAACGGAAAUCGGUUCGCCACGAACGAGGAAUGCGAAGCAACCUGCGUCGAUAAGCGAGAUGUGUGCACCCUACCGCCCCAGAUUGGCCUGUGUGCCACUGAGGAAGCCCAUUACCGAAAGCGGUGGUACUACGAUUCCGAGCGAGAGACUUGCUUUGCGUUUAUUUACAGUGGUUGCGAGGGCAACCGUAACAACUUUCUGUCGUACGACCAGUGUCGCGACUACUGCGAUCAACUGGUGGAGUUCGACAACGAAGUGGACCCCUGCGAUAGCUACAACGAAGAGUGCCAGCAACUGCACUGCCCGUACGGAGUGGCACGAUCGUACGAUCCGCACAACGACUGCGAGCGAUGCUCCUGCGAAGAUCCAUGCCAGAACGAACGCUGUCCGCAGGGUACGGAAUGUGCGGUGGAUCUGCAGAGUGACUUCAAGGAUGGAACCGUAUUCGUUGCCAUCUGCCGACCGACGACGAAGGACGGCGAGUGUCCCCGACUGGUCAAUGCAACUGUUUGCCAGGAUGCCUGCCGAACCGAUGCCGACUGUCGAAACGAUAACAAGUGCUGCCAGGCCGGGUGUGCAACGGUUUGCGUUCCACCGGCUGCUCCACCGGUAGAGGAACGACCCCCGUACGCAACAGGUCAACCGGCUCCACCAGUGCUGGAAUCAGUUCCGGAGGAAGAUUUGGAUAUCAAAUCAGAAGAGGGAGGUGUUGCGACGCUGAGGUGCUACGCCACUGGGUUCCCACCGCCCUCGAUUCGGUGGAAGAAGGGAGAAGUGAUCCUGAACACUAAUCAAGGUCGUUUUGUACUGACCUCGACCGGAGAUUUGCAGAUUGUCCAACUACAUCGUACCGACAGCGGAACCUAUGUCUGUAUUGCUGACAACGGAAUUGGCGAUCCUGUGCUUCGAGAAGUCAAGCUGCAGGUUAACGAUCCCGUCCCGCGGGAUGCCUACAUUGUGGGACCCCACAACGAUACUCAGGUGGUGGAAUUGAAUCAACCGGCGUCGAUUCGUUGUCCGGCUGGUGGUUUCCCCAAGCCGAUCGUAACCUGGUGGAGAGAAACUUUCAUGAUGCCCAUCAAACUAAUCAAUCGGGAUUAUUCGCUGCAAUUUACCCGCGUACGCCUAUCGGAUCUCGGUUCGUACGUUUGUCAGGCUUAUUCCGGUGCUGGGAAGGGUAUCUCUAAAACGGUUACGUUGAAGGCAUACGGCCCCGUACACAUCAGUGACCCGGUGGAUGAAAAGUAUCUGCGUUUCAUCGUUCAUUCUCGUCCUGCUCCAGUUCCCACUUAUCGACCUGCACCCGUUAUCCCUCACCACCCACGUCCUACACCUCCAGUCUUCUAUACCCCUCCCCCUACGCCGGAGCAUAUCCCAGAGCCAGUCCCGGUUUCGGCCCGACAGGAACUACCGUACGGUCACCAGUUUGCCCCGAACAGCAACAUUACAAUCCGCUGUAUUACCGACGGCUAUCCACGGCCCACGGUAAAUUGGUACAAGGACGGCCGAGUAAUGGAACCAUCCAACCGGGUGCAUAUCGAGGACGACAACACUCUGAAUGUUUUUGGUGCCCUGCCGACAGAUGCCGGUGCCUACAAGUGUCUCGCACGAAACGAACACUCGGAAUCGUUUGAGGAAUCUACUAUUCGGGUGGAAGGUGUCUUCAUCCCGGUGGGCUGUACGGACAACCCGUUCCUGGCCAAAUGUGCCCUUAUAGUACAGGCCCGAUUCUGCAACCACAAGUACUACGCCCGGUUCUGUUGUAAAUCUUGUACCCUGGCCGGUCAGUUGCGUCACUAAGGAAAAGAAACGAUGGACCACGAAACGAAUGAUAAUCGACAGCGACAAAUAAUGAUGAUGAUGAUGAUUAUGAUGACGAGCGAUUGAUUGUACAAUGUGUGCAUGCGUGAGUGUAUUUAGCUUUUAUGUUCCCCUCUACUUUUAAGCACUACGAUUUACAUUAACAGACGCAAAAGAAUUAUCAGAUGACCGUGUUUCGAUUCGAGCAAUUUUUCCAAAGUUUAAUAUUAGUCAAUUUUUCGAAUAGGAAGUCAUGCAUUUCGAUAUUUAGUAUGUAGAAGCUAGCAAAGAUGUCGCUAAUCGCAAUCGCACCCGAUAUACGUUGGAACCAAAUAAUUUUCCCUCUUUCCUGUCGAUCUACCCCAUUCGAGGGGUAAAUCAAGCGACGAAUGCGAACAAAAAACUUUCCAGUAAAUGCAUUUAAGUGUAAUUAAAAUCUCUUAACAAAGAAAGCUACUAAACGUUUAAUGAAUUGCAUCCAAUUGGCACCUGUAGUAGGGUAAACGGGUGCGAUUCUGAAUCGAGAAUAAAAAAAGAGCUGCAAUCCUCCACAUCUGUUGUGUUGCUUUUGCAUUUAACUCUGUGUUCAUAGCGGGAGCGCUGUAAAUUUGAACUCGCCGUUCACCGCACACUCUACUGUCUACACUAAAGUUAGUUGCUGUAACCGGUGUUAGAGUUAACUCCGGAAAUUUACGGCAACCAACUUUCUCGAGGAGUGCCUGUACAGUGUGAAACAAAUGUUGCUUCAAUAGAAUGCUUUUGUUGUACACUCGGGAGAAGGGCAGUUACAUUAUAGGGUUUUGUUUCCAGAAUCAAUUUAAAAUACUCUACCUGUCAGCAGUUUGCUAUACUACUGUACUACACUAUAAGCUAGCCGUUUAGGUGACCGACUCAGCAGGUGAAUCAUUAAUUUGGAAAUGUACAUAUUCGAAAGGAACCAUGCAAAAUAGAAAACAAAACAGCACCCAGAAGCAUAUGUUAGAUUAGUUUGCUUGCCUAGCCAGUAGUCGUAACGGAAGUCAACACUGUUCAUUAGAUUAACAACCAACAAACCAACAAAACACACUAAUAAGAAUAGAUGAUAUACAACCGAA